GAUCCGUCCAAGUUAGUGGGCCGCAGCCGAUAAAAUUAACCUUGACUCAGGCUCGAUUGCUAUUACAGUCAAUAGGCGUCGAACGAUUCUUUACAGGCUUCUUCUGACUUAGCAUCAUAGCAAGAGUGCCAUUGAUUGAUGGUCCGCAGUCGACUCACUGCUGAACGCCAUUCUGCCCCUCAUCCUAAUACACCCCUCCUGAAUCCGUGACACUAUCCACCGAGAAUGGCCUCUUAUAUGACCGCCAGCGAGGCAUUCGCUCGCGAGAAACUCGCCCCAAAUGUCGAGGUAUCCACAAGUCAGACUGCCUGGGCUGACAAGUAUAGAGGGGCUACUGUUGAAGAUCUAGACCCCCCUCCGGCGCUCUCCGUCUCUCCCAGCGAUUCUAUUGCCUCCGCCAUGCUCGCAGCAUAUGAGCGCGAUUAUACCCACCUGACAGUCAUCUCAUCGAAUCGGUCUUUACUCGGAUACCUCAGCAUACCGCGACUCAAGGAGUUGCUCAACCAAGGCAACGUCAAGGAAACGGACCCUGUCUCAACUGCCAUGCAGCGCUUUAACCGCAAGCGUGGCACAUAUCAGGUCAUCACAAUGGAGACGCCGUUAGAGGAGCUAGAGCAGUUCUUCGAGAGUGAAACGGGACCCAACGGAGAAAGGAGAGAAAAGCAGCAGUUUGCCGUGGUCACUGAUGCGUCCCGGAAGUUUGUACUCGGGGUUGCAACCAAGGCUGAUUUGGAGGAAUUCGUCAAGCGACGACCUGCAUAGAUACCAACAGUUGUUUAAUUUGCGUUUCUUUUGAACACUACUUCUUGACUUUAUCACAUACCACGGGUCUUGUUCGUGCAUCUGCAGGCGUCAGUGGCCAUUUGAUUUGAGUCUUGGACAUCUUGUGAGGACGACAAAGUGCAUGCGACACACAUAGUGUGUGGCGAUCGUCGCAUGCUUGACCAUGAAACAUAAUGGAUUGAACAGUGCUAUUUCAACAAAUAUCGAACAGAAUUGCUUCGGAGCUUUUCAACACACAGCGUCCACUACUUUGCCAGUCGAAAUCAUAACAUAUCAAUACACAUAUAGGUAUAUCGAGAAACGGAAUAAAGCAUCUGAAACUAAUCUGCA
Molecule: messenger RNA, 1113 nt
Organism: Aspergillus novofumigatus IBT 16806
Lineage: Eukaryota; Fungi; Ascomycota; Eurotiomycetes; Eurotiales; Aspergillaceae
Product: putative cystathionine beta-synthase (beta-thionase)
Exons: 2
Coding region: 226-762 (178 amino acids)
Source: RefSeq, a predicted model, not a curated record